Messenger RNA from Pelobates cultripes (western spadefoot toad), 537 nucleotides. Lineage: Eukaryota; Metazoa; Chordata; Amphibia; Anura; Pelobatidae. The record is from the annotation of a GenBank genome assembly.
GGAUUCCAAAGGGAACUAGAUCUGGCAAAUGCCACACCACAGACAGGAAGGACUUAGGGAUCACACACUUGACGACAGACGACUGACUACCCUAACACCCCUCCCCACCCCAACCCUAACUUUCCCCCCCCCUCCAGAGGAACGCCAAGGGACAAUAACCCCAAUCCGAAUAGACACACACGCCAAUAAGAGGACACAUAGAGACUUGAACGUAAAACUCACAAGGACUCAGGUCAUUAUCCCGACCGGCAAGUUGGACGAGAGGCCGGCGAGCCUCUGUAUAGCCCACACACAAACUACAAUUGCAGUAAAUGUAAUGUAUAACAUAUAAACACAUGACCCGCACACUAGGCCAAGCCGUAAUAGGAACUGUAAUUGAGAAAUGCUCGUAAAAUAAGAUAAAAGGGACUUGCAAGUGCGUCAACAUUGUGGGCCUGCGAGCCCGACUAAAAAUUACUGUUUUCAUAUCUUUCAUAUGCUUUCUUACCUUUUGAUAACUCACCUUGGAGACCUGCAAGUCUUUGAAUCUUGACUAAC